GCAUAUAGCGUCACUAAGCAUCCGGUGCUUUAAUAAACAUUCGUAUAUUAGUCGACCCUGCCCAGAAUUUUAAUUAAUGACAGCGUUAUAAAAGAGACAACGUGUGGCUAACAUUUCAAAACACAUCAAGCUUCAAGGAAGUUGAAUACACAGAUUGACUAUAUAGAAAUGUAAGUAUAUAAUGAUUAGACCCUAGUUUAAAUAUUAUCAGUAUAAAACACUAUUGAAAUUAACAUAAUUGAGUCCGUUUGAUCAUAUAGCCUGCUAUAGUCAUAGUGUAAUUUAUUAAGAAACGACUAUUAUCUUUCUUCAAUUGUAGCUUAUAUCUCAACAAUGCCAGUGGAACAAUUUCAGGUAUUUAUGCACGCGUAUUUAUGAUCAUAAAUGUAUAUACCAUGUAAUACCGAAAAUAACGCUGCCAAUACCGAAAGUGUAUAAUUGACACGAGGCCCUAUAGUAUAGGGCUAGGCCAGGGACGCUGGAACGAUGUGAAGGCAAGGGGGGGGGGGCAGAUUUUCGUGAAAGGGCACUUUUGAAUUAAUAUAUACUAUAAGAGAUGUUUGCAAAACAUCGGGAGUUGAACUUCGCCUAAUCAUGUUUUCUAUAUAUUGGAUGAUAGGGGUGUGAGGGGGUUCUCAGGCGAUUGUGCUAUUCUUGAAGCUCGAUGACUGCAUUUCUUGCGUUUUCUGAAGCAAAUACGUAAAAGAAUUGCACUAACAUUUCUGACAAUUCGCUAUUUCGCCAACGCUAUAAAUUGAAAGGACACCUUUGCCCUCCUUGCCCCUCCUGGUAAAGGGCAACGGGGGCGGCUGCCCCCCCCCCCCAGUUCCGGCCGUCUCUGGGCUAGGCCUAACCGAAUUUUUUCACAUAUUAAGCGGAAGCGGACACUUAACUCGAGGUUCCAAAGAGCCUAAUAACCUCUCUUAUAGCGGACAAAUGUAACGGAUGAAUGCAAAUAUGUUUCCGAUUAAAUUUUCAUCACAAUCAACAGUAAAAUUCAAUUUUAAGGAAAUUUAAUAAUUCACUAUACGUUUAUUUAUUAGUUAUGUUUUGCAGUAGUUCUAUAUGUAGUAUAAACUCUGCAUGAUAUCUUAAUUGAACUGAUCUUCUCAUAAACUAUAAAAGCUUUCUUUAAUUUGUCUUUCAACCUAUUGCAAGAAAAAUAGUAACCUGAAAUUCAGGCCCUAAAUUUGAGGUGUUUCAUACGCCGGUAAUAAACAGCUAUCGGGUUUCUUCUAUUACUCUUCUCAAAAAGACUUGUGUUUAAGAGAAGUUCAAGGCGAUAGAUUUGAUCUAUUUUACAAGGAAUUUUGUUGUUCUUGUCAGGUAAAACAGGAAAAAGUAAAAGUGUUGACAGUAAAGAUCAUCAGAGCAACAGGAGUCACCGUUGGGUUUUUUAGUGACUGUAAGUUUCUAUUAAUUAUUUAAUUGUUUUUGUUUGUGGAAACACCACGUAAAUUUAUUACUGCAAAGCUUUCGAUCCGUAAGCCCGGAUCUUCAUCAGUGCUAAUAAUAUGUGACUUGUUUAUUAUUUCGAAAGCUUUGCAGUAAUAAAUUUACGUGGUGUUUCCACAAACAAAAACAAUUAUAUUUUAUCGCCAUGCAAACAUUCAAAGAACUUAAGUUUCUAUUAACUUGUAAUAAGGAUGUUCUGCAAUACCUAACUACAAUUCCUGCCAUGGGGCCUAUAUAUACGGUUGCAUUUUGAGUCUGCUGCUCGUAGUUAGAUCGAAAAUAUAGAACACUCAAAAUUUCCAUCCAAUUAGCCAUUCCGAAGUUGAUGAGUGGACUGGGGACGAGUGUUAAAAAGUGCCCAAGUUAAAAAAAAUGGACCAAAUCACUAAAAAGACCACCUCAAAAUUAGUAAGUAUACAAAGUUUGAAAACGUUUACAUGAAUACCCUUCGAAUAAUAAGCUUUCGACUAAUACUGUGUGAAAUUACUGAUUAAUUAAAAGACUAUUAUUCGAAGAGUAUUCAUGUAAACGUCUUCAAACUUUGUAUACUUACUAAUUUUGAAGUGGUCUUUUUAGUGAUUUGGUUCAUUUCGUAACCUCUCAUCAACUUCGGAAUGGCUAAUAGUCCUUCAGCUUUAUUUCUAUCGAGUGAGAUACCCCAAAUCCUGAUAUUCAGCCUAUGAUAGCCAUUUUAGUUGUGUACUCAUGCACCGUAUUGUUUUCCUUCUGUAGUAGUGGACAUACCAGAUCCGUAUGUUAUACUGAGGGUUCGAAGCAGUCCAAACUCGAAACAGAGAACAACUACCAAGAACGACAACGUUAAUCCUGAGUGGAACGAAGAUUUCAAGUUUUAUUUGAAUCCUAAGAAGAAAAACAUACUUGGUAUGUUUAAAAUUAUGGUUUUAUUUUGACAAUCAAAUAAUAAGUACAAUUCCAUAGUCAUGCAUGCAGUGUCGUAGAAAUUACAAAAAAAAAAGAUUAUCAGUAAAAAUUACUUCUCCGAAAAGGUAAUUAUCACAAAUUACAAAUUAACCAACUACAAAUUACUAAUUACUUAUCAAAAAGUAAUUGAUUUAAAUUACUUACCAGAUUAUUUUUUUCUUUAUAAUAUUAAGAUUGAACCGUUUGAAACAAAUAUUAUAUAACACAAUUCAAAACGGCACAAUUCUCGGUGAUAAUUGAUCAGUGGCAUAUUUUCCUUUCAGAGUUAACAAUAAUGGAUGAAGAUUUGAUAAACAAAUUUGACGACACUGUUGGAAAGAAAGAGUUGGAAUUAGAUCAUAUUUUUGCAAACACAAAACUAACCACGAAAAUUGGCUUUGGUCAGGUAGGUGUGGCUGGAUUUGAAGUUUUUAAUGUCACAAUUAGUACAGUCGAUUAGUCGAACUUCAAUUUAAAAUAAUGGACAGCCCGAUCUUAAGCGGACACGUAAACCUUUGGUCCUAAUGAUUUCUUUUUUUCUAAAACAUUAUUGUCAGUUACCCCUAUAUUCAGAGGACACCCCUCCUUUAAGCGGAAACGGACACUUAACUCGAGGUUCCAAAGAGUAGAAUAACCUCUCUUAUAGCGGACAAAAAUGUAACGCAAGAAUGCAACUAUGUUUCCGCUUAAAUUUUCAUCACAAUCAACAGUAAAAUUCAAUUUUAAAGAAAUUCAGGAAUUCACUAUACAUCUAUUCAUUAUUAAUGUUUUGCAAUAGUUCUACGUAUAGUAUAUAAACGCUGAUAUCUUGAACUAAUCUUCUCCUAAACUAAAGUUUUCGUUGGCUUUAAUUUGUCUUUCAACCAAUCAGUUCAAGAAAAACUGUCUUCUCUAAACUUGGACUCGCAGGGUCGUCGAACCAUAACUAGCCCCUGUGUUGACACGUUUAUCUUUAAUCACUACUCUUCCUUUUUCUCAUAUCGAAUACUUUUUUAUUUGAUAUGAAAACGAAUCUGGGGACAACACUUUGUUCAAAUCGGUGAGCUUUAUAAUUAUGCAUAUUUUAAUCUUUUGUAGAAAACGAGUCUAGAAAUUUCCCUUCUUGUUACAUACGAGUAAGUUUAUUAAAAUUACCUAUCUUCAUAUACUACUAUUUGGUAUUUGUUAUAUCAGACAGACCUAUAACGUUUUUGUUGGAACUGUAUUAAAUUGUGAACGGAAUUUUAUAGGACAGACUACAAACGUUAUGAUAUUAAUACAGUAUUCUUAUAAGAUGCAGUAAAUUGUAUGCUAACUGUUCAUUGCAUAAAUGAUGCCGUCACCUAUUGCAUAUGUCAUACAUGUAUGCAUGCAUACUUCUAAAAAUGUAAUUGUUUUAAAUCAUUUUAUUUAUAGUGAAACAAAAGAAUUAAGGUUAAAUUAUGAUCUAUGCGACGAAGAAAAAGAUUUUUUGGAGAAACGAAAAGAAGAAAUAUUCAAAAGAAUUCCAAAGCUUAGCAAUCUGAAGCAAGUACCCAGCUCUGUGGACGAGGUGAAGUCUAGUUCUUAUCUGCAUGUAAAAACAUUUUCACUCUUAACUCUGUCACAAAGAAUAUUUUAUAGUUAUGAAACCGAAAAAAAAUUGUGCUCAAAUGUUUUGACUUACCACUAGGUGUAUAAUAUCAAUUAUAAGAUCAAUGCAUAGAAUUCUAUAUGAAUUAUGUUACUUGGCAUUUGAGUUAUCCCCAGUCUACCAGAUUUCAGUAUUCUCCAAGUAUUUGAAUAAUCUACAUAUAUUUAAUAUGGAGUUCUCGCUUUUUGGUCUUUGUAAAUGUACUUAUCUUAUACUGUAAAUUAUUCUUUUCAUAUUUUAGGUACCAACUAUUGCUAUCAUGGGAUCAGGAGGAGGUUAUAGAGCUGCUUGUGGAUUAUCAGGAGUAUUUGUUGCUCUUCAAGAAGAAGGGAUAUUAGAUUGUGCUUCUUUUGUAACUGGACUGUCCGGAUCUUCGUGGUACGUAUGAGAAAGAAUUAGAUUAUUAUAACCACUUAUAUUUACAGUAUAUUUACCGAAUCGAGUACCGAAGGCACGAUUGUACUCCAAUCCUAAGAAUACACCCUUUCGAUAAUUACGUCACAACUACACUGUUUUCAACUUAGGACCACCUUAAAUGGAAAGGAUUUCAAGUUUUUUUUCUCAUAGGCUAUGCACAGAGAAGCAGAACAUCCUUCUUCAACACAUGCGCGAAAAAAAAUUUUGGAUUUUGAUCAAUAAAUAUGGAAAUAAUUAUUCUUUUAAAUCAUAUUAUUUCCUCAUAAAUUUUCAAUGAGUAUAUAUAUAAAAUACCUUUUGAUCACAAGAAAUUGUUGCUUAAUUGUUAGACAAGUUUCAGAGACUGAAAGUUUUUUGGUCUUAUAUAAUCACCUUGAUAUGAAUUCGAAAAUGUACAGAAUUGAAUUGUAUGAAUUAAUGGACCUAUUCCCAAAUGAACAAAAUUUUGAUCUAGACAAGUCUAGAUAAAAAUUUCAUCACAGCUUGAAAGAGCAUCACAAAAUUAGUAAUAUUCCGAAGUUUCGUUGCGAAAUGUUGUAAAAUGCAGAUACCUUUUUUUUUAUACCUCUUUUCAGAAAGUGGUAUCAAUUUCCCGUGCGUAAUACAAAAUGACUGAAAAACGGCAAAUUUCGCAGGGCUAUAUUGCCCGCAUUUUACAACAUUUCGCAACGAAACUUCGGAAUAUUACUAAUUUUGUGAUGCUCUUUCAAGCUGUGAUGAAAUUUUUGUCUAGACUUGUCUAGAUCAAAAUUUUGUUCAUUAGGGAUAUUAAUUCUCUUGAUGUUUUAGGUAUAUAUCAUCCCUCUACAUGAGAGAAGGUUGGCCGUACCAAAUGACGUGUCAGGAAAUGGCUGAAGACCUGAGGAAAAGAUUCAAUACCAAACUCCAUAGUCAUUUUGAUGUGCUCAAUAUUAAAAGACGUCUGGAGGGAAAAGCAAGGAGCGGUCAACUUGUACGCUUCACUGAUGUCUUUGGUAUGGCAAUUGGAGAUGCAUUAUUGCCGGUAGGUAUAGAGUAAAAUUUUAUACGAGCUAUGCCCGUGGAUGCUGAUCUUGGGCAUCACUAAAAAAGUCAUAAGAAAAUACAGAGCACUCAUGCCAAGUGACCUUACAUGGCAGGACUCUUUUUAUUCAUUUCAUACUUCAUUUUAUUAGAUUUUAUUACCAUGCAAACGGAAACCUCAAAGGGACUUAUGAGAUGAUUGACUGUUAAAAUUAUCUUCUAAUUUGGUAUUUUUUUCUAGAAUCAAGAGUCUAAAUUGAGUCACCAGGGACAAAAAGUAAAGCAUGGUGAAGCACCACUGCCAAUUACUACAGGAAUUAGAGUUCGAAAGGAUUUAGCAGCAUCUCAAUUUAGUGGUAGGUUUAAGCAGUGUUUAUAAGCUUACUUUCUUUUAAAGAAAACGAUUCCUUUAAUAUAUUUUGCGAAAGCAAAGCAAAACAAAUUGACAAUUCUGUGUUCACGAGGUGUUAAUUAGGUUUUUUUCGUCCUCUGUUAGAAUGGGUUGAAUUUAGUCCAUUUGAAUACGGCAUUGCCAAAUAUGGUGUCUUUGGAAAGACUAAAGAAUUUGGCGGGAAAUACUACAAGGGCCAAUUGGUAAAGAAGUUUGAAGAAUCGCCAUUACAUUAUUUACAAGGUAUGCUAAUAUUAAAUACUAUUUAAAACAUGAGCAGAAGCGGAAUAGAAAUUCAAUAAGCUUUUCUUUAAUCUCUACGCUUUCAGGAUUUUAUUAUCGUAAUUUCAUGAAACUAGUUGCCAUCUAUGUAUUUUAUGACAGUGUGUGAUAUCUUUACCAUCUAGGCAUAUGGGGAAGUGCCUUCAGCGUCAUAUUAAACACAUUGAAAGAUGGUGACAAGAAAUCGGAAGAAGAAGUAAAACAAGAACUUGGUAAGCUAUACAGUAUAAUUAUAAUAUAAUAUAAUACAUAAUAUAACACGGGAUCGCAAAGGCUGGAUCUCAUCAAAACCAGACCUACUCGGGCACUCCACCCUCAUAUAAACAGUCCUUACAAUAAUAUGAUAUUAUUUUUAGAAAAAGUUGUUCUUGAAGAAGGAGAUAGUUUAAAAGGUGAAGAUGAUGAUAGUGAUGAUGAAGAAUUCUCACCUGAAGAUGAAAUUCAAGGUAUUUUUGUUGCUGAUUUGUAUGAAAUUUUAUAAUUUUGUAUAGUAGUAACAUUUUCUUUUUAUAUGCAGAUUCAAACUGGAUAACUCAAAUGCUGAAUCCAUUCAAUGUAUUUUCAUCUCGCCGAGGGAAAGCUGCAGAAACGUUCAAUGUCUUCCGAGGACUAAAGUUUAAGAGCGAAAAAGGUAAAAUUCUUAGUGCAUAAUGGAUAUCAUACAAGAACGGGCAUUGAACUUUACAGUGCGAAAACAAUAGCUGGGCUUCAGUGGGUUCUUGCCUCAGUCUUGGUCCUCGUUUCUUGAAUUAUUUUGUACUUUCUAAGAACUCUUUCCUAUUCAUAUUUUUUUACCAAAUAAUAUGUAUACAUAUUAAGAAAUUAUAUGUCCUGCUGUACUAUUUCAAUCCUACAAUGCAUGUUUAAAUUAAGUCUGAAAACGAAGAACAAUACAAUAAAAUAUUGGUAAUCGUUCCAUGUUUCGCGCACCAAUAUAGUAAACGUUAUGUAAUGGAUAUUAUAGUGUACUGAAAAGUUAACUAGGUACCUCCAUACACAUAUAUACACACCCUAACCCUAUCCCUAACCUUAAACCUAACCCUAACCCCUAACCCUAACCUAACCCCUAACCCUAAUACCUAACCCCUAACCCUAACUUAUAUUGGUGCGCAAAACAUGGAACGAUAACCAAAAUAUACGCCUUCCGUACCCUCUGUACUGUCUGCCAUCUUGGAUUUUCAUAAAGGCGGGAAAUCUGGCCAAAAUGGACCUGCUUCAGAUCUGGUCCAAAUAUUCCGGUCAGAGCCAGAGGAUCCCAGAGGGUCAGAGCGGUACCGACAUCGAGAAGUUAAGAGUCAUAAGAGCAGACAGUUUAUAACAUAUAAAGCAAUCCUGUAAAUAAACAAAGCUAGUUUGUAGUUUCAAGUUCAGACUAUGAAAUUUUCUGGUAUUUAAAUACAAGCUUUCUUUGCUGUAGACGCAGAUUUCAACGACGCAACGGGAAAAGAUAAGACGAUGUGCAUUGUGGACAGCGGUGUCGCUUUCAAUUCACCAUUUCCAGCCAUGUUACGACCGGAAAGAAAAGUCGAACUUAUCUUGUCAUUUGAUUUCAGUGAACGUGAUGGAGGCGACACAGAGUUGCCCUUUGAAGUAAGAAAAUCAAUUACAUAUUACAUAUUACAUUACAUAUUACAUUACAUAUUACAUUACAUAUUACAUUACAUAUUACAUUACAUAUUAAAUUACAUAUUAAGUUACAUUACAAACUGCAUUGUAUUUUUACAGUAUGUAUAGUUAGCUUUUUAUUGUAUUAAUUGUAAAAACGUUCAUGACAGGGAAACGGAUUUAUUCAAUAAUUGACAUGUCGAUGAGCUAACUAUCUCCGAUCAGAACAGACGCAUCAAUAAAUUGAUCAUUAUAUAGUCACGACUGGCCGAAACAGAAUUGACUCUAAUAAACCAUAUAACUAUAGUACCUUUUCUCAAUUAGGAACUUUUGAAAGCUGAGAAGUGGGCAAAGGAUCAUGGUCUUCCAUUCCCACAAAUCAAAGGGAACCCGGUGACGGAAGAUCCCAAUAUUCGAGAAUGUUAUGUUUUUGAAAACACAGACGAUGUCACGUGUCCGACCAUCUUACAUUUUCCUCUUGUUAACAAAACAUUCAGGAGCUAUCUCAAACCAGGUAAGAACAUUUAUAUUGGUACUAGCCGGUUGUUUGCAGCUGGGACAUUUUGAUUGGAUACUAAAUAUAAACAGUUUAUACUUUGGAGUUUGGAUAGAGAGCGAAAAACCCGUAUGUAAAUAAACAAAUUUGCUUGAGUCUUAACAAAUGCAUUUUUUGUCCCAUAGGGGUACCCCGUGUGACACAGGAGGACAAAGACUUCGCCAAUUUCGACAUCUUUGAUGAUCCUGACCAACCCUAUUCAUCCUUCACUUUUGAAUACGAAAAUAGAACAUUUGAUCGGCUGCACGAACUGAUGAAAUUUAACACAUUACUAAAUAUGGACUUGAUCAAGGAAAAUAUUGCAUACCAAGUUGCAUUCAGAAGAAAUAACCCUCGGUUUGCUCAGCUAUAAAUUUCUGGUUGAGAAAUGCAGAAAUGGACUCUAUAUUUGAAAUGAAGACUGCAUAAAUUGCGCUUCUCUGAUGGUGUCAGCAUUGUCAAUCAAAAAAGUCGGCCAAAAUCUUCGUUAUCUCUUUUCACUGAUAAGUGCUUUCAAAGUCUCGAUCAGAAAUUGCGGCCACAAACUCAGGAUGAGCUUAGGUAUCAGGCAUGCGUAGAUUGUACCGAUAUCGAUUACAUAUGCUGAUACAGUUUCAUGAAUUGAGAAAUUCGUAUAGAACGCGUCCACAGGACAAAUCUAUUUUGGAGAACACCCGACAACCGUUCGUUUCAAUUUAAAACAGAUUUAGCACUAGACACUAGUGCAUUAGUACAGUUAUUUAUAUAGUAUACAUAUCGUUCGUGAGUGUCUGUUAUAAAUAUAAGUACGUUGAAAGAGUAUAAAAACAAGAAAGAAAUGUCGAUUAUUGAGAAGAUUAGUAAAGUUAUUUAUAUAGAUUUUUUUAUAUUUUACCAGAUUGUAAAUAUGUAUAAUUAAUAUGAGAUCAAGCUCUGAAGCUCGUACUCAGAGCAUUUUGUUUGGAAAGCAAAAUAUCCUGGCCACGAGGUUGAUAUGAGAUAUUUUUAAAAUAAAUGUUUUUUUGUACA
Messenger RNA from Paramuricea clavata, 9228 nucleotides. The record is from the annotation of a GenBank genome assembly. NCBI's taxonomy places the organism in Eukaryota, Metazoa, Cnidaria, Anthozoa, Malacalcyonacea, Plexauridae.